Molecule: messenger RNA, 2505 nt
Organism: Drosophila teissieri
Lineage: Eukaryota; Metazoa; Arthropoda; Insecta; Diptera; Drosophilidae
Product: NADPH--cytochrome P450 reductase-like
Exons: 7
Coding region: 16-2112 (698 amino acids)
Biological process (GO): response to hormone
Cellular component (GO): cytosol
Molecular function (GO): NADPH-hemoprotein reductase activity; flavin adenine dinucleotide binding; FMN binding
Source: RefSeq, a predicted model, not a curated record
AGACGCACAGCUCCGAUGCUCCGCCGCCAGCGCUGGCAUACGUGGAAUACAUUAGAUCAUACACUUACCACCAUGGCCAGCGAGCAAACGAUUGAUGGAGCAGCCGCAAUCCCCAGCGGCGCCGGCGACGAACCCUUCCUGGGCCUGCUGGACGUGGCCCUACUGGCGGUGCUCAUCGGCGGAGCAGCCUUCUACUUCCUGCGCAGCCGCAAGAAGGAGGAGGAGCCAACCAGGAGCUAUUCCAUACAGCCCACCACAGUGUGCACCACCAGCGCGUCGGACAACUCGUUCAUCAAGAAGCUGAAGGCAUCCGGACGCAGUCUGGUCGUUUUCUAUGGCUCGCAGACAGGAACCGGCGAGGAGUUCGCUGGCCGUCUGGCCAAGGAGGGCAUUCGUUACCGGCUGAAGGGCAUGGUUGCCGAUCCCGAGGAGUGCGAUAUGGAGGAGCUGCUGCAGCUGAAGGACAUCGACAACUCCUUGGCGGUCUUCUGCCUGGCCACCUACGGCGAAGGAGAUCCCACGGACAACGCCAUGGAGUUCUACGAGUGGAUCACCAGCGGCGAUGUCGAUUUGACCGGGCUAAAUUAUGCGGUCUUUGGCUUGGGCAACAAGACCUACGAGCACUACAACAAGGUGGCCAUCUAUGUGGACAAGCGGCUGGAGGAGCUGGGCGCCAACCGGGUCUUUGAACUCGGACUGGGUGACGAUGAUGCCAACAUCGAGGAUGACUUCAUCACGUGGAAGGACCGCUUCUGGCCCGCCGUCUGCGACCACUUCGGCAUUGAGGGCGGCGGCGAGGAAGUGCUCAUCCGUCAGUACCGUCUGCUGGAGCAGCCAGAGGUGCAGCCUGACCGCAUAUACACGGGAGAGAUCGCCCGCCUUCACUCGAUUCAGAACCAGCGACCGCCCUUCGACGCCAAGAACCCCUUCCUGGCCCCCAUCAAGGUCAACCGCGAGCUGCACAAGGGCGGCGGUCGCUCCUGCAUGCACAUUGAGCUGAGCAUCGAUGGAUCCAAAAUGCGCUACGACGCCGGAGACCAUGUGGCCAUGUUCCCUGUUAACGACAAGAGUCUGGUGGAGAAACUUGGCGAGCUGUGCAAAGCCGAUCUGGAUACUGUGUUCUCGCUGAUCAACACCGAUACGGACAGCAGCAAGAAGCACCCAUUCCCUUGCCCCACCACGUACCGCACGGCUCUGACCCACUACUUGGAAAUUACGGCUAUACCCCGCACGCACAUCCUCAAGGAGCUCGCCGAGUAUUGUACUGACGAGAAGGAGAAGGAGUUGCUGCGCAGCAUGGCCUCCAUCAGUCCCGAAGGAAAGGAGAAAUACCAGAGCUGGAUUCAAGACGCGUGCCGCAACAUUGUCCACAUUCUGGAAGACAUCAAAUCCUGUCGCCCACCCAUCGAUCACGUUUGCGAACUGCUGCCCCGCUUGCAGCCCCGCUACUACUCCAUCUCGUCGUCUUCUAAGCUGCACCCCACUGAUGUCCACGUAACAGCCGUUCUCGUGGAGUACAAGACUCCGACAGGGCGCGUCAACAAGGGUGUGGCCACCACAUAUCUGAAGAACAAGCAACCUCAAGGCGGUGAGGAAGUAAAGGUGCCCGUAUUCAUCCGCAAGUCGCAGUUCCGUUUGCCAUCGAAGCCGGAGACGCCUAUCAUUAUGGUGGGUCCUGGCACGGGAUUGGCUCCCUUCCGCGGUUUCAUUCAGGAGCGACAGUUCCUGCGCGAUGACGGCAAGACCGUGGGCGAGUCGAUUCUCUACUUUGGCUGCCGUAAGCGCAGCGAGGACUACAUCUACGAAUCCGAGUUGGAGGAGUGGGUAAAGAAGGGCACUCUCAACCUGAAGGCCGCCUUUUCUCGUGACCAGGGCAAGAAGGUCUAUGUGCAGCACCUGCUCGAACAGGACGCAGAUCUUAUUUGGAACGUGAUUGGCGAGAACAAGGGACACUUCUACAUAUGCGGUGAUGCGAAGAACAUGGCCGUGGACGUUAGGAACAUUUUAGUGAAAAUUUUGUCCACUAAGGGUAACAUGAGCGAGGCUGACGCCGUGCAGUAUAUCAAGAAGAUGGAGGCUCAGAAGCGCUACUCGGCCGAUGUCUGGAGUUAAUCUAAUCCAAAAGCCAACCGAUAAGCGUAAAGUUUUCUAGUUCACUAAGAUAUGUAUGUAAGAGUAAUUUUUGGUUUGGGAACUCCAUGCUGCAGUUCAACAAACGAAUGAGUAACGAUUAAGUGUAUGUCUAGUGUAAUUGACUCUAGCUUGACCCUGGACUGUUUGAUGGGACAAACUGAGAUGGAAUCUAAGUAAUGAAAUGAGCGGAGUAACAAGUUAUCGAUUAAGUAGCUGUGUACGAGUGCAGAUUAGUUAAAGUCCUUUAUACAAGCAAUUUAAUUUGUAUUCUCUUGGUGAUUUCAAUACAAAAACGAAACAUGAUGUGCAAUUAAACAGUGACAUUGCAAUUGUAUUUUUAUAAAUAAAGAAAAGUACGGUUGACUUCUUUAA